Molecule: messenger RNA, 552 nt
Organism: Fusarium falciforme
Lineage: Eukaryota; Fungi; Ascomycota; Sordariomycetes; Hypocreales; Nectriaceae
Product: DNA replication complex GINS protein PSF3
Exons: 2
Coding region: 16-552 (178 amino acids)
Biological process (GO): mitotic DNA replication initiation
Cellular component (GO): GINS complex
Source: RefSeq, a predicted model, not a curated record
GAAGUCACCGCAAUCAUGUCGUACUACGACAUAGAUGCCAUCCUAACGGAUGCAGAGAAAGUCCCAUGCCAAUUCGAAAUCGACGUUCCCUACCUCGGCCACCUCGACAACUCCCCCCACGGCCUAAAACCAAACACGCCCCUAAGCCUCCCCCUCUGGCUCGCAGAGAUGCUCGCCCUCGCAUCAACACCAACAUCCCGCGCCCCUCUUACGCUCAACCUUCCCCCGUGUCUAUCCGCCGUCGUGCUCGCCGCGCUGAGGGCCGAUCCGCGUGCUGUGCCACUGAGGGAUCAGAGCGCGCACUUUUACGGUGUGGGCGUUAGGAUGCUGGAUUUAUUCGAUGAGAGGGAUAUCGCAGAGGUUUUGAGAAAGACUUUUGUUGUUAGGGCGGGCGAGGUUGGACUUCAUGCUAGAAAGGCGGAUGAAGGCGUUGGGGGUAACGGAGGUGAAUUUCUGAGGGGACUGGAGGAGUGGGAGAGGGCUCUGUUUAGGAGAGGCCACGAUGGAGUCAAGGGGGCCAAGGAGUGGACCGAAAAGGUCAAGAAGACGUGA